Anoplopoma fimbria (sablefish) is the source of this 1970-nucleotide messenger RNA. Its product is annotated as ras-related protein ORAB-1. The transcript has 6 exons. NCBI's taxonomy places the organism in Eukaryota, Metazoa, Chordata, Actinopteri, Perciformes, Anoplopomatidae. The record is from RefSeq and is a predicted model, not a curated record. The coding region runs from base 168 to 776 and encodes 202 amino acids. Gene Ontology annotation, molecular function: GTP binding; GTPase activity.
AUUUGAUUCGAUUAUGCUGUUCUGGCUGCGACAACCAGUUUAGCCAGUUUCUUAACGAGGAAAAAAAAAAAACCAAAACCGGUCUCUUUCCCUUCAUCUCUGAGGUGAAUCCGCGACGAAGACCUGCUGCUUUUACAGUAACAACAGUUCACAACCCGGACACGACCAUGAAUCCCGAAUAUGAUUAUUUAUUCAAACUGCUCCUGAUCGGUGAUUCUGGUGUCGGAAAGUCUUGUCUCCUUCUACGGUUUGCAGAUGACACGUACACAGAGAGCUACAUUAGCACCAUCGGCGUGGACUUCAAGAUCAGGACCAUCGAGCUGGACGGAAAGACCAUAAAACUUCAGAUUUGGGACACGGCCGGUCAGGAACGGUUCCGAACCAUCACGUCCAGUUACUACAGAGGAGCUCACGGCAUUAUAGUAGUUUAUGAUGUCACGGAUCAGGAGUCCUUCAAUAACGUCAAACAGUGGCUACAGGAGAUCGACCGCUACGCCAGCGAGAACGUCAACAAGCUGCUAGUAGGCAACAAGUGUGACCUCACAACGAAGAAAGUUGUCGACUACACCACGGCUAAGGAAUUUGCCGACAACUUGGGCAUCCCCUUCCUGGAGACGAGCGCCAAGAGCGCCACCAACGUGGAGCAAGCCUUCAUGACCAUGGCGGCCGAGAUCAAGAAGAGGAUGGGCCCCGGGGCCACGGCCGGCUCCUCGGAGAAGUCCAACGUGAAGAUCCAGAGCAAGCCAGUCAACACCUCGUCCGGAGGCUGCUGCUGAGACCGAUGGAAGAAAAAAACAGCCACGCCCCCCCGAAUCCAGACCCCGAGCCCACGACCAGUCUCAAUGUAACCACGCUCCACAGGGAAAGAAAACCAGAGAGAGAGAGAGGGGGAGGGGGAGAGAGGGAGAGGGAGAGGGAGAGAGGGAGGAAGACUUUGAGUGGACCGGUUUGUAAGUGUGUGUGCAGCUACAACACCAGAUUCCCAUCCCACCCCCUUUUCAAAGUCAGCAAUAGGACGGUAAGCCCAUCAUCCACACACACACACGCAGAACCCACUGGGCGGUUUCAUUUUCUUUUUCCUUACUUUACCAAAACACACUCAUACUGGAAAAAUAAAAAAUAAACUAAAUGUAUACGAUUUUUAACAGUGUGUGAAAUUAACCAAUGAAAGAAAAAAAACACGUAUUCAGCUGUUUCUUCUUCUUCUUCUUUUGUUUUGUUUUUGUUCGGCCCCCUGCUCUUUCCUUUUGAGUUUGAGUCACUUUUCUUAAAAAAAAACAACUAAAACUGAAGAAAAAACACACACACACCCCUCCCCCUACACACACACACACACGGUUGUCUUUUAUUUCGCUGUGGAUAAACAGAGCGACUUUGGCCCUAAAAAUCUCCCUCAGAUCUACGACUCGGUUAGCACUUCAAAUGAAGCACAUGCUUAAAAAAAACAAACCAGCAUCAUGCACGUUCACAACAGAUCACAUGCCUCUCGGUUGCAUGUGAGCGGCCGCAGUUCGUGAUGCCGUCACGGAAAAAAAAAAAAAAAAGCGAGCGGCGUCCUGCGCUCCGAUAACGUCACCUGCUCCCAACUUCACAGUGUCGCCCCUUAAAUAAACGACGUGCCAGUGCCUUUGUGGCAGGAGAUUCUACGUGACAUUUAUGCCUUCGGUGCUGUUGUGUUGUCGGCGUUUCCCCCUUCCCCUCUCGUGUGCCCGCAGUCGUGACUUCUUCCUCAAAGAGUCCACAUUGUAUGAUAGCAGUCAACAUUCCUGUAUAUAUCUAUAUUCGGCUCUGUGUGUGUGUGUGUGUGUGUGUGUGUGUGCUCUGCUGGGUCUUCAUGAUACAAUAAGCAUGUGCUACAUGGGGAGACGUGACGUCAGCCGUGUGUUUUUUUUGUUUUUUUCUCUGCUAAUGCUCCUCGACCGACAGCACAACCACAACAGGAGAAACGACAAAAGAAAAGAAAAAACAAA